UCGAACUGUAUGAACAGUCCUACGUCUGUUUCACCCCCAGUCAUGCAACUCAUCUCUCAGAUCGAAAACGCGCCAGACAGCACUGAGCGCGAUGCAGAUCUGGCGACCGACGGUUCCUGCUAGGUGGAGUGAGAGAAGGGGACGUCCCGUCCUCCGGUACGGAGGCAGGAGGGCAGAGAGUGGGGUUGAGAGGACAAUCGCAGCGCUCAAAAGGCCUGCUGGGGUCACGGUCCGAGUGAACCCUCGCAGAAUAACACAACCGCGACUUCGUAGGCCUAUCUGACGUCGACGUUCGUCGACAUACACAAUUGUCAUGUAGAGGAUUUUCUGCCGCCGGCAUGUGUCUUUCAUUGUAGACAUGUCACGGAAUGGCACUGUUGCAG
Fomitopsis serialis is the source of this 383-nucleotide messenger RNA. RefSeq lists its product as uncharacterized. Bases 92 to 283 code for a protein of 63 amino acids. NCBI's taxonomy places the organism in Eukaryota, Fungi, Basidiomycota, Agaricomycetes, Polyporales, Fomitopsidaceae. The transcript is spliced from 3 exons. The record is from RefSeq and is a predicted model, not a curated record.